This is a messenger RNA of Phytophthora megakarya, 420 nucleotides long. Lineage: Eukaryota; Oomycota; Peronosporomycetes; Peronosporales; Peronosporaceae. The record is from the annotation of a GenBank genome assembly.
AUGGCCGGGCCUGGACGAAACGCAUGUGAAUCCGGGAUUCACAAGAAGAAGCGACGGCGCAAGCACAAGACGCUGCUCAAGUCUCGGUCCGGGACCGAGACUCUUCAUGGUCUGUCUGCAGGGCAGACACAAGUGCCAACAGUGGCCGUCGAGACGUUGAACGUCUUGACGCGGGCCUGUACUGGGUAUCAGUACGAUAAGAUGGAGUUGGAGAACCCUCCGACUGAUACGUCGGAGUUGGUCUCGCUUCCAGUCAUGAGCUGGAAGCACUUCGCAAAGGACCUGUACGAUGGACGCAUCGAACAGCUAUGCAUUCUGUGGUGUCGGGUUUCCAACAAAGGUGACUUGCCGGCGCGAGUGCAGUGUUGGAGAAUGAAACAGACCUAUGGGAGCCGCCGUUGGAAGUUUUCAGUCAACUAA